AUGUCCAAGUCAAUGGGACUAAACGUGGCCGGCGGCCUCUCGUCUUUACUUAAAGACGGCCACAAACACUUUGAGGGCGUCGAUGAGGCCGUGGCUAAGAACAUUGACGCUGUCAAGCAGCUCGCGGCGAUCACGCGGUCGUCCCUCGGUCCGAACGGUAUGAACAAGCUCGUGAUUAACCACUUGGAGCGCAUUUUCGUGACAAGCGACACAGCGACGAUCGUCAAAGAGCUCGAUGUCAUCCACCCCGCUGCCCGUAUGGUCGUAAUGGCUGCCAAAAUGCAGGAGAACGACUUUGGCGACGGCACUUGUCUCGUGGUGGCUCUGGCUGGCGAACUGCUGAUGGAAGCCGCGAGUCUGUUGCGCAUGGGACUGCACGCGAGCGAGAUCGUAACUGGGUACCAGAAAGCGCACGACAAGUGUCAAGAGAUUUUGCAGCAGCUGCAGACAGUGGAGGUGGAGAACCCGCGCGACCGCGAGGCGCUAGAAAAGGCCAUUAAGACGUCUUUGGCCUCGAAACAGUAUGGAUACGAAGACUUGCUGGCGCGUCUUGUGGCUGAAGCUUGUCUGAACGUGAUGCCUGCAGCGCCGAAGAAACCGUCGAUUAAUGUGGACAAUAUCCGCGUGGCGAAGAUCAUGGGAGGCAACUUGCACGACUCGACGGUCAUCCGUGGACUAGUCAUCCAGCGCGACACGGAGGGCUUUGUGAAGAAGGCGCUGAACGCUAAAGUUGCUGUGUAUGGCUGCGGUAUUGAGAUCUCGUCAACAGAGGCCAAGAGCACGGUGCUUAUUAAGGACGCGGAUGAACUCAUGAACUACAAUAAAGGCGAAGAAAAACACCUGGAGGAAGCUGUCCGCGGUAUCAGUGAGUCAGGUGCGACGGUUGUUGUCUCGGGUGGAAGCAUCAGCGAGAUGGCUCUGCAUUUUCUGGAAAAGUACAAUUUGAUGGCGGUCAAGAUUCAGUCUAAAUGGGAAUUGCGUCGUCUUUGCCGUGCUGUGAACGCAAAUGCUCUAGUGCGUCUAGGCGCGCCAACACCCGAUGAGAUGGGAUGUUGUGACAGUGUGAUGGUCAAGGAGAUUGGCGGCAAAAAAGUCACUGUCUUUCAGCAGGACCAGGAAGAUGCAAAGAUUUCAACCAUUGUGCUGCGUGCUAGCACGGACAAUGUGCUGAACGACAUUGAACGUGCCAUUGAUGAUGGUGUAAAUUGCGUAAAGUCUGUGUGUAAGGACGGCCGAUUUGUCGCUGGUGCCGGCUCUGCUGAGAUUGAGCUGUCUCGCCAGAUAAAGAGCUUUGGUGAGGCUACGCCGGGUCUUGAUCAGUAUGCCAUCAAGAAGUUUGGUGACGCGAUCGAGGUGGUGCCACGAAUUCUUGCCGAGAACUCGGGCCAAAUGGCGACUGAGGUUAUCUCGAGCCUGUACGCUGCUCACGCAGCAGGCAAUGUUAGUGCUGGUGUGGAUGUGGACAACGAGCAAAAAUCGCAUGUUAUCUCGGACGCCCUUGACAAGGGUAUCUGGGACCACCUUCAGACGAAGGUGUCUGCUAUUCGCCUCGGUGCCGAUGCUGCCAUCACGGUGUUGCGUGUGGACCAAAUCAUCAUGGCAAAGGCGGCAGGUGGGCCGAAGCCGCGAGGCAUGUAG
Molecule: messenger RNA, 1638 nt
Organism: Hyaloperonospora brassicae
Lineage: Eukaryota; Oomycota; Peronosporomycetes; Peronosporales; Peronosporaceae
Source: the annotation of a GenBank genome assembly